UUGGGAAAGCUAAGCCAGCACCAGGGGAGCGUGGCGGCUCGUGCUGCUGCCGCCGCCGCCGCCGCCGGGCUCCCUUUCCCUUUGCUAAACUUGCAGUCCGGCUUAUUUGGGUUUAUUUGUGUGUGAUGUGGGGGGUUGGGGGGUUGUAGUGGUUUGUGGUCCCCCCUCCUCCCCCCCUCCUGCUCCUCUCCCUUUCCCCCAAGGCAGGAAAAAGAGUUUGGUUCAGAAUCAGGGCUUCCUCGAUCCUCCCUCCUCCGCCGCGUCUCCUUUUCUUCUCCUUUCUCCCCUUCCCUAGUUCGGGGAGAGCUUGCGCGUGGCGCCAGCGGGGUCCCCGCUCCCCUUCUCCCCUUCCUCCUCUCGCUCUCUCUCCCCCUCUCUCGUGCGUGUUGUGUGUGCGGUUGGUGGAUGCAGUGAUUUCGAGCAAUGAAACCCAGAGCUCGGGGCUGUGGUCGGAAAGGGAGCCCUUUUCCUCCUCUCUCGGCCGGUUUGUGUGAUUUUGCUAAAAUGCAUCACCAACAGCGAAUGGCUGCCUUAGGGACGGACAAAGAACUCAGUGAUUUACUGGAUUUCAGUGCGAUGUUUUCACCUCCCGUGAGCAGUGGGAAAAAUGGACCAACUUCUUUGGCAAGUGGACAUUUUACUGGCUCAAAUGUAGAAGACAGAACUAGCUCAGGGUCCUGGGGGAAUGGAGGACAUCCUAGUCCAUCCAGGAACUAUGGAGAUGGAACUCCUUAUGAACACAUGGCAAACAGGGACCUUGGGUCACAUGACAAUCUUUCUCCUCCUUUUGUGAAUUCCAGAAUACAAAGUAAAACAGAAAGGGGAUCCUAUUCAUCAUACGGGCGAGAUUCAAACAUACAGGGUUGCCACCAGCAAAGUCUCCUUGGAGGUGACAUGGAAAUGGGCAACCCAGGAGCUCUCUCACCCACCAAACCUGGCUCUCAGUACUAUCAGUAUUCUAGCAAUAACCCGCGAAGGAGGCCUCUGCACAGUACCUCUGUGGAAGUACAAACAAAGAAAGUACGAAAGGUUCCUCCAGGUUUACCAUCUUCAGUCUAUGCCCCUUCUGCAAGCACUGCUGACUACAAUCGGGAUUCACCAGGCUAUCCAUCCUCAAAACCAGCAGCCAGCACUUUUCCUAGUUCCUUCUUCAUGCAAGACGGCCAUCAUAGCAGUGAUCCGUGGAGCUCCUCCAGUGGGAUGAAUCAGCCUGGUUAUGGCGGAAUGCUGGGCAAUUCUUCUCAUAUUCCACAGUCCAGUAGCUACUGCAGUCUUCACCCUCAUGACCGCUUGAGCUACCCAUCACACUCCUCAGCAGACAUCAAUUCCAGUCUUCCUCCAAUGUCCACUUUCCAUCGUAGUGGCACAACCCAUUACAGCGCUUCUUCCUGUACACCACCCGCAAACGGAACAGACAGCAUAAUGGCAAACAGAGGAAGCGGAGCGGCAGGAAGUUCACAGACAGGCGAUGCACUGGGGAAAGCACUUGCAUCUAUCUAUUCUCCAGAUCACACCAACAACAGCUUUUCAUCAAAUCCUUCAACUCCUGUUGGUUCUCCCCCUUCGCUCUCAGGCACAGCUGUUUGGUCUAGAAAUGGAGGGCAAGCAGCAGCAGCAUCAUCUCCCAAUUAUGAAGGUCCCUUACACUCCUUGCAAAGCCGGAUUGAAGACCGCUUGGAAAGACUGGAUGAUGCUAUUCAUGUACUCCGGAACCAUGCAGUGGGGCCUUCAACUGCCAUGCCCGGUAGCCAUAGCGACAUGCAUGGAUUAAUAGGGCCUUCUCAUAAUGGAGCAAUGGGAGGUCUUGGGUCAGGAUAUGGGACAGGCCUCCUUUCUGCCAAUAGACAUUCACUAAUGGUUGGGGCUCAUCGUGAAGAUGCAGUUGGUCUCCGUGGCAGUCAUUCGCUUGUGCCAAACCAGGUCCCGGUUCCACAGCUGCCAGUGCAGUCUGCUACGUCUCCCGAUUUAAACCCACCUCAAGAUCCAUACAGAGGCAUGCCAACUGGACUUCAAGGGCAAAGCGUAUCUUCAGGGAGCUCCGAAAUCAAAUCUGAUGACGAGGGAGAUGAAAACCUCCAGGACACAAAAUCUUCUGAUGACAAGAAGUUAGACGAUGACAAGAAGGAUAUCAAAUCAAUUACUAGGUCAAGAUCUAGCAAUAAUGAUGAUGAAGAUCUCACACCAGAGCAAAAGGCAGAACGUGAGAAAGAAAGGAGGAUGGCCAACAAUGCCCGUGAGCGCCUCCGUGUCCGUGAUAUCAAUGAAGCUUUCAAGGAGCUGGGCCGGAUGGUGCAGCUCCACCUGAAGAGUGACAAGCCCCAGACCAAACUCCUGAUCUUACAUCAGGCUGUCGCUGUUAUCCUCAGCUUAGAGCAGCAAGUCAGAGAAAGGAAUCUGAACCCUAAAGCAGCAUGUCUGAAAAGAAGGGAAGAAGAGAAAGUAUCUUCGGACCCUCCGCCGCUUUCUUUGGCAGGACCCCACCCUGGGAUGGGAGACACAUCUAAUCAUAUGGGACAGAUGUAAACACACACAAAAGGUCCAAGUUGCCACAUUUUCUUCAUGUAAACCAGAGACCACUUCCUUAACAGCUGUAUUAUCUUAAACCCACAUAAACACUUAACCCCCUUUUUUGUAAUAUAAUAAGACAAGUCUGAGUAGUUAUGAAUCACAGACGCAAGAGAUUUCAGCAUUCCCGAUUUUGAAACAAAAAAGAAAAGUGCAACUUGAGGAACGCCUCUCUUCAACAUAUCAUUCAGAAUGUUACAAGCAGUAUGUUAGGAGCUGUAAAUGCACAGCCAAGAGACUGAAUGGCAAUCUUCUCCACACUGUGGGACAAUGCAUUUGUGCCUAAACUUCUUUUGGAAAAAAAAAUAUAAUUAAUUUGUAAGUCUGAAAAAAAAUAUUUAAUUUAAAAAUUGUAAACUUGCAAUAAUGAAAAGUGUACUUCUGAAGAAAAAAAUGAACGUUUUCGUUGGUGUACUAGUCAGCUAGUGUUUAUACUUACUGGAUAUUAAAAAGGGAAGCAUUGCUACCCACAUAUUUACAAAACCAGCAAACGUCCUAAUGAAAACUGAAGUGAUGACAUUAGCCAUUCCUUAGGGUAGGAGGAACAGAUGGAUCUUAUAGACCUAUGACACACAGACACACACAGACAUAUAUAUAUAUAAAUAUAUAUAUAUUAAAAUUAGUGAAAACGGUAAGAUUUUGUUCAUUUGUUUCAGACUUUUUGCUCCUGUAAAAAUAAAAAAAGUACUAAUUAACUUUUUUAAAAAAUAAGAUUUUACUGUAAAUAAGGAAAUUUUUUUGUCUUAUUUCUCUCCUGCUCUCCCUUUGGUUCUCUAUUGUAACCUGUAGUGCCAACUCUGUUGCUGGAGGGGCAGUUCAGGAUGAAAUGCUGACCCUGAUGUUGCUUAUCAUUCAUAAAUAAGUAGCGAGUUAUUUCUUCAGUCUUUGGGGGUGAAUACAGGAUUUAAUACAAGUCAUGUCAUGUACAGAGAAACUGCAAGCAACUUUACUGAGACUUGGUGUAAACAGGUUUUUCUUUGGUCCAAAUCGUAAAUGUUGCUCUCAUUAGACCCUGUUUCUGGGAUUUUCAGAGGUACAAGGUUAGAAUGCUACAAUGUUACCACUGUGCCUUCCAAUGUUUAUAUCAUCAAAAACAUAACAUAAUCAAAGGUGGCUGUGAUUUAACAAACCAGUAGAAGUGUUAACUUAAUGUGUGUAGCCUAAAUACAGUAUGCAGUGAGGCGUUUCAGAAUACAUGGUCAGAGUGGGGGAGGGAAUGUCAAAUGGGAAAAUUGCAGGUUGUCUGACAGAUUUUGAUUUUUUUUUAAAGAAAAAUAUUAAGUGGAUUAUUGAAAAAUCCACUUGCUGCCUCCUCCUUCAUUCAUGGGGGGAAAUGCCAGUGUCCAAUUGUCAUGCAGCAUUAGAACAAGCCUUACCAGUUCUAAAGCAUUCAGUUGCACUUUCUUGAGGAGUGGGGAGGAGAACAGUAUUUCUCUGGCCAGUAUGAAUCAAGUUUUAACGUGUAUGUGUGUGUGUUUUUUAUAUAUAUAUAUAUAUAUAUAUAUAUAUAUAUAUAUAUAUAUAUAUCACACACACACACACCAACCCUUUGGCACAGGAACUCGUUUGGGAGCAAUUGAGUCAGUAUCCAUAGCAAAUCUUACAAAGAUUGACUUCAGUGUAUAGAACAAUUAAUGAAUAAUGCUCCCAAUUAAGUCUUUGUCAGCAUCCUUUUGUCUCCAAUUCCAGCUUCUGCUUUUUUAAAAAAAGCCACACAAACUUGGCAUGUAUUUUUAAAUGAAAUCUCCCUGUUCAAGUAGAUUUUCCACCUAUCAGCACUGAGUAAAUGCCAUAAGUCCAUUGAAAACGGUCUAGACGUUCCAUCUGUUCUCCUGUUUUGCCAGUUACAUAGUAAUGAAAAAAUACAUUUGUAAAUUUUAUGCAACAAAAUGGCAAACGUAUCAUUAUUUUGAAAUUGUGUAUGUAAAAGUUAUAUUUUUACAUGUAAACUCUUGUUAUUAUGUGUUUUAAUACAUUGUAUCAGUUUUUUGUUUUUUCUUAACUGUGUGGUUGAAACAAAAUCUCAUUUAAAUGAAAUAGUGAGAUAUGAGAAUCUGAAUUUUAUGUUUCUGAAAAACAUAAAGAACAAAUAUGAUAGUUUACCAUGUGAACCACCUUCUGCAUAUCCAUAAACAUUUUGAUUAGCUGUGUGUGUGUGUUGAAAAUUGUAAAUAUGUUCAGUAGCAGUAAGACUUAAAAUGCUUUUAUUUGUUAAUAAGUUCCUCAAAUGUGGAGGUGGAUUAAAACUAUGAUGAAUAAAUUUAUAAUACAGCAGCGUCCAUGAUAGUUUAAGUCAGAACAACAAAUGAACAUUUCCUUACAAAUAUCAUACUUUUAAUAGACUUUUUCCAGUGAAAAUGGGUCUGAUCAUCCUAAUUUAUUUAAGAACUGCCAUUUUCAACAGGCUAAACAAUUCUCUUCCAUUCUCAAGUACGUUACUGUUGCUUAGCAUUAAAAGUAAAAAGAAAUCCAAAUAGUUAUAGGAAGAAAUGUUGACUUCAGAAGAUGAAAUCAUGCCCAAAAUAUAAGAAGCUAUAUGGGAAUCAAGUUUCAACUCCACUUAUAUUCAUGUUGAGAGUUUUUCCCCCCCAUUCACUUAUGUCAAAAGUGUUAAGAUGUCACCCACUUGAUUCAGUCUGUGAGAGUAUUGAAUAUUGCCCAUGUAGAUGUUUAAAAGCUGGUAUUCUCUUAUAAGGCAAUCAGAAAAAUGGAUCAUAAAUUAAACUAUAUGUUUUUGUGUAAUAAUUAGGACCCUUUAAAAAUGAAAGAACAGGUAACAAAUGCAAAUAAAAAUAAGCAUGAUUUUUUAUUCUGUGGCCUAGCUUAAUGUAAUUUUGUCACCCUUUAAAGAUGCACUGUCAAGAUCACAUUAACUACCCUGCAUUCACAAUUAGGAUGAUAAAAGGGUGCCCCCCCCACACCAUUCUUUCAGUGUGUGCUAAUGGGCAGAGCAUGAUUCAAAACCAGUGAUAGUGGUGAUGUACAUAGAACCAGGAGGUUAGUAAUGUAUAAAGCAGUAAUCUUGUGUGUAUGAUUUUAGAGAUUGCUUCCUGUUCCAUAAUGGAAUUUAAACUUGCAAACAAAAGAUUCAGUCACACCAGGGUGUCCCCCUCCCCACUCCUUUGUCCAUAUGUUAAUCUAGAUUCUGUCCAUAAGAAACAAGAAAGCCAAAAGCGGCUUUGGCCUUUGGCUUCUGUCAUUUUCAGACAGGUGUCCUUAGUGGUUUUUGUCACUCAUUAGAGCCGAUGGUAGCUUGACUUUAAUACUCAAGAAGGGCCAUGCGUUGAAUGGUGACAAACAUUUCCCAAAUCUCUUAUAAAGAAACCUAUCAAAUGUUCAGUGAGUGAUCCACCUCCACAUUCAAGUAAUUUAUGAAUAUGCUGAUUAGGGAAAUCUGUUCAUCUAGAUUUUUUUAUUUUUUACAUUUGUCUUAUGUGUAGCUGCAAGGAACACUAAUGUUUAUACAACUGUCAGUUCAACCAGUGAUGCAACUUGUACUGAUGCAGUCUUCCGAUUUGUUUUGUUUGUUAGUUUCAUUUUGGAGGGUGGGAAAGGGGUGGUGGAGUGGGGUGGAAUUUUGCAAGUUUCAUCUUUCUGUCUGAAGGGCACAAUAUGAUCUGUGCCAAAAAGUGAACAAUACAGUACCUUGCCAGAAAUGAAGAGAAUUCAUCAGGGGAGAAAAAGCACAAGUAAAUUAAACUUAGUCCACUGACUGACUUGAGGAUAAAAAGAUAUCUUAAAGAUGGAAUGUGAUGAAUUCCAACACAAUGGGGCACCAAGACCUUUUCAGCUUCUUGUUUUAUUUUCUUUCUUUUGUUCUGUCUUUUCCUUUCCCCCUUUUUUUUCCUUUAGAAAAAAAAAUAUUCUUUCUCAUGGGACUUGAAGUUGAUUCACCUUUUGUGCAGUGCUGGUUUGACCAUACUCAUUUCAAGUAUUAUAGACUAAUGUAAUGGUGAAAAUAUAUGAACUGUGGCCUUUUUCAUUCUUGUUACUUGUGAUGCAACUAAGUGAAGAUAAGAGAAAAAAAGCAGAGAUUUACCAUGUAUCAGUGCCUGGCUUUUUGUUACAAAGCUUCGUUUGUCUAGUGACCUUUUUGCUAUAAAAUAGACUGUAGUACACCCUAGUAGGAUAAAAGAAAACCCUAAAUUUAAAAAUAAAAAAAUAUAUUUGGCUUAUUUUUCACAGGAGCAAUCCUUUUAUACCACGAAUAUUGCAAGGGGGGGAAAUUGUCAGAUUCUGAAUAUUUCUUCUUUGUAGAUUUUUGGAAUCAUUCUGAGUAAAAGUUUGUUACUUUAUUUUACUAUUUAAAAGAUGUUAUUUUACCAUGUGUUACUGAGAUGAAAUUGUAUGGUAGCUUCUUUUUUUUUUAGUUGUUAGGUCGCAGCGGGGAAAUUUUUUGCGACUGUACACAUAGCUGCAACAGUUUAAGAAAAGAAAAGAAAAAAAUGAAAAAAAGGGAAAAAUUAUAAAAGGGACAAAAAGAAAAAAAAGAUUAAAAAAAAACAGUUACACUUUGUUUUCAAUGUGUGGCUGAGUGCCUCAAUUUUUUUCAUGUUUUUUGGUGUAUUUCUGAUUUGUAGAAGUGUCCAAACAGGUUGUGUGCUGGAGUUCCUUCAAGAAGAAAAACACAGCUCGCUGUAGGCCAUUACCUGUUUCCCAUCUGUAGUUACUCGAUGCCGUCAUGUACAUGACCGUUCUGUAGCAAUAAAUGUGCCAUUUUUAUAAACUC
Messenger RNA from Hemicordylus capensis (graceful crag lizard), 7294 nucleotides. RefSeq names its product transcription factor 4 (gene TCF4). Gene Ontology annotation, molecular function: protein dimerization activity; DNA-binding transcription factor activity, RNA polymerase II-specific; RNA polymerase II cis-regulatory region sequence-specific DNA binding. NCBI's taxonomy places the organism in Eukaryota, Metazoa, Chordata, Lepidosauria, Squamata, Cordylidae. The record is from RefSeq and is a predicted model, not a curated record. The transcript has 20 exons. Gene Ontology annotation, biological process: regulation of transcription by RNA polymerase II. Gene Ontology annotation, cellular component: transcription regulator complex. Bases 424 to 2523 code for a protein of 699 amino acids.